CUACUCCACAGCGAAUUCUGAUUUGAUAAGAAAAACCUUCUAUAAGCGUGAAGCAUGCGGUUUCUGGAUUCCUUGCGGCGAUUAGAUGCUUACCCAAAGAUAGAUAAUGAAUUUAGCAUCCGCACGGUUUGCGGCGCUGCACUCACGCUUAUUAGUACGAUUGUAAUAGUUACCCUGGUGAUAGGGGAAAUUAAUGCUUACCUUUCACCAAACGUUUCGGAAGAACUGUUCGUGGACACAACUCGGGGACAUAAGCUUAAAAUUAAUCUAGACUUCACUAUUCCGCGAAUAUCCUGUGAUUACGUUUCAUUGGAUGCUCAAGAUUCAACCGGAGAACAGCAUCUACACAUCGAACAUAACAUCUACAAACGAAGACUAGAUUUGCUGGGCAAUCAAAUUGAAGAACCCAAAAAGGAAGAUAUUCAAGCUUCCACCAAGCGCAUUUCAAGCACGGAAGCGCCCGUGACGACCACAACUAAACCUGCGUGUGGAAGCUGCUACGGUGCUGAAAAAAACGCUUCUCAGUGUUGCAACACGUGUCAGGAAGUGAUUGAUGCAUACCGGGAAAGAAAAUGGAACCCGAACGUGGAAGAUUUUGAGCAGUGUAAGAACGGCAACGAUGGCAGCGUGGAAGGAAAGGCAUUUAGUGAAGGCUGUCAUAUCUAUGGCACCAUGGAAGUGAAUCGUGUUGAAGGACGUUUUCAUAUUGCACCUGGAAAGAGCUUUUCAAUCAAUCACAUUCACGUGCACGAUGUCCAACCGUAUUCGUCCGGCAGGUUCAAUACGACACAUAAGAUCAACACGCUUUCUUUCGGAGAACAAUUUGGAUUCGGAACCACGCGACCCCUUGACGGUCUCAUGGUUGAAGCCACAGAAGGCGCAAUGAUGUUCCAGUAUUAUAUCAAGAUUGUUCCGACCAUGUUUGUUCCCUUGAAUGGGCCAACGCUGUACACAAACCAAUUUUCUGUGACAAAACACCAGAAAAGUGUGACGGCCAUGAGCGGCGAAACGGGAAUGCCUGGCAUUUUCGUCAAUUAUGAGCUAUCUCCUCUGAUGGUAAAAUUCACCGAAAAGCGGAACUCUCUGGGUCAUUUUGCAACCAAUGUAUGUGCAAUAAUAGGAGGUAUUUUUACGGUAGCCGGUAUAAUAGAUUCGCUGUUGUUCACGUCGAUACACGUGAUUAAACGUAAAAUCGAACUAGGGAAGGCUAGCUAAUGUCCGCCCAAUCGAGCUGACACUAAGAAUUUGUUUUACAAAGAAUCUCUCUCUCUCUCUCGAAUCGCUCUUUAUGCAGAUAUGGAAAAGUUUCCAUUAGAUGUUCUUUUUAUGAAUCUUUUUAUUUUGCUUUAAAAAACUGCAGUUUUUGUUUAAAGUGUCUUUAAAAACCGAUUGUAACAUUCCAUGUUCGAUUUGGCUACUUCUGUAACGAACUCCUCGUCGGUCUUCUCGGCCAGUGAUUUUAGCGGAAUAUA
Molecule: messenger RNA, 1472 nt
Organism: Anopheles nili
Lineage: Eukaryota; Metazoa; Arthropoda; Insecta; Diptera; Culicidae
Product: endoplasmic reticulum-Golgi intermediate compartment protein 3
Exons: 6
Coding region: 55-1215 (386 amino acids)
Biological process (GO): endoplasmic reticulum to Golgi vesicle-mediated transport; retrograde vesicle-mediated transport, Golgi to endoplasmic reticulum
Cellular component (GO): Golgi membrane; COPII-coated ER to Golgi transport vesicle; endoplasmic reticulum membrane
Source: RefSeq, a predicted model, not a curated record